Messenger RNA from Agelaius phoeniceus (red-winged blackbird), 1892 nucleotides. The record is from RefSeq and is a predicted model, not a curated record. NCBI's taxonomy places the organism in Eukaryota, Metazoa, Chordata, Aves, Passeriformes, Icteridae.
GCAAAACAUUAUCUUGAAAUAAUUAUUCCUCUCCACAUGGCCUUCCUACUCGUGUCAGCUUAUCUUCUGCUGACUCAUGCUCGGGGUGCUCCUGUUGAGAAUGGGGCACUGAUGGAAACACUGAAGUCACAAGUGGGAUUAUUCAGCAAUAAAAGUGAGCACUAUUCAGCACAGGUGAGACCUCCUGGCACAAGCAGACAAAUACCUCAGACAAUCAUCAUAGGAGUUCGUAAAGGAGGGACCAGGGCUUUGCUGGAAAUGUUGGAUAUUCAUCCUAACAUUGUGGUGGCAGCUACAGAAGUCCACUUCUUUGACUGGGAUGAAAAUUAUGUGAAAGGAAUAGACUGGUAUAGAAAUCUGAUGCCAUUUUCUUAUGGAAAUCAAAUUACAAUUGAGAAAACACCAGGUUAUUUUACCUCACCACAGGCUCCAGGAAGAAUUCAUGACAUGAAUAGCUCCAUUAAACUGCUGCUCAUUCUAAGAGAUCCCACUGAGAGAGUUAUAUCUGACUAUACCCAAGUGUAUUACAACAGAGUAGAAAGUCACAAGCCUGUUCAGCUCUUUGAAGAUAUUGUUAUUAAGAAUGGAGUGCUUAAUACCAAAUACAAAGCUAUUCAGAGAAGUCUAUAUGAUGUCCAUAUGGAAAAGUGGCUUAAGCAUUUCAGUUUGGAUCAGAUUCACAUAGUGGAUGGAAAUACUUUGAUCAAGGACCCUCUUCCUGAAUUACAAAAAGUUGAAAGAUUUCUAAAUCUUCCAUCCCGAAUUAUGUCUUCUAAUUUUUAUUUUAACCAAACCAAGGGAUUCUACUGCAUCAGAAGUGAUGGGAGGGAGAGAUGUUUACAUGAAUCCAAAGGACGUCCCCAUCCUCUUGUUAACAGCACUGUUUUAGAGCAACUGUAUUCUUAUUUCAGAGAGCACAAUGCAAAAUUUUACAGGAUGGUUAAUCAUUCCUUUGACUGGCAUUAAUACAUUUGGGGUCAAUAUUUCUUAAAAAGGCCCUGAGACACACUUUCAGACAUACCUUUCUAAACUGUAAAGGCUCGUAUCAUGAGAAUUAACACACUGGUUAUAUGCUUCAUUGGAACAACACAUCUGUUACUCGUUGAAAGGGUACUCUUUAUGUUGGGAAAAAUAAGUUUUAUGUAUUUGUAUGAUUACUGGGAGUCAUAUUCUGAUCUUCUUUGUCUCACAUGCAAAUACAUUAACUUCAGCAAACUUAGCAAAGGUGUAUCUCUACAAGAUUUCUGCUGUUUUGGAAAAAUGCAUCUAACUGUAAAAAAUGUAAAUAUUGGAAAUAGUAUUAUUCUAACUGUCCUGUAUUUUUUGUUGUUAGUAUUUUUUAUAUCCCACACAAUAGUGGUGUUGAUUUAUAGAAUUUUUCAUAAAAUAAGUUUAAAUUGUAUGUUAAAAUAGGGGCAUACAUAGUAGCUCCAAUAAAUAAAUCAUAAUCUUUAAUAUGCUGAAGUACUUAAUUAAUAAUAGAAGGAAUCUAUUUCACCUGUAAUUUUGAAUAGGUGAGCUAGAAGCUACCUGUCUGUAUAACAUGGGUAUUAAACCACACUCUUAUUAUCUUGUGUUUUCCAAAAAUCUCCAAAGUAAAAAUAUAAACUGUUUGAAGAAGGUUAAAGUGAGGGUUCUGAAUGCAAAGAAAUUAAAAUAUCCCAGGAAGACUAAUAUUCUAUACACUAAAAUAAAAAUCAAUGCCAAAAAAAUACUAACGAUUAACGAGUGACUGUAUAAAUAUUUGAUUGCAUAAAUUUUAUCACUUUGCUCUUGAAGGGAAAGGCUCUUAGUACUACCAUAUGAAUUAUGUUUGUACUCUCUGACUAAUUAUUCUAUUGUUCUCCUGACUUUGCUUUAUAUACCUCUAUUGGCACAAUGGUUCUUGUUAA